AAUAUUCACUCAGUUUUUGCUCCUCUUGCCCUUCCUGCAGCUCCAUGGUGAUUAGAGAUCUGACUCUGCGCAGUGCUGCCAGUUUUGGCUCCUUCCACUUGAUCCGCCUGCUUUAUGACGAGUACAUGUUUUACCUGGUGGAACACCGCGUGGCUCAGGCCACCGGAGAAACCCCGAUCGCCGUCAUGGGGGAGUUCAGUGACCUGAGCUCCAUGAUGCCAUCGCUUUUGGAGAAAGAUGCGUCUGACGAGAUGAGCAGCAUGGGUGGCGGCGGCGGUGACGACGAUGCGUCCAGGGAGACUUCCGAACCGUCUGUGAAAAGGGAGAGGAUCGAUAUGAGCCAAUCUCUGCAGGAGAUGUGAGGACCGGCAUCUCUACGAGAAGGUGGUUUCCAGGGCCUUUACGGUGUGCAAUGUACAUAGAGAAAAAGGUGUAGCAGUGUCAGUCAUCCAGAUGUUAAACAUUAUUCUUUAAUGUCUUUUUUUAUUUUAACUCACGAGGAUGUAACACAGGCCUGAUUGUUUUCCUGUUGCAACUGUGAAUGACUUAUGUGUAAUAUAUUCUCAUAUACCUUAA
Molecule: messenger RNA, 576 nt
Organism: Oryzias melastigma (Indian medaka)
Lineage: Eukaryota; Metazoa; Chordata; Actinopteri; Beloniformes; Adrianichthyidae
Product: DNA-binding protein RFX2-like
Exons: 3
Coding region: 45-362 (105 amino acids)
Biological process (GO): regulation of transcription by RNA polymerase II
Molecular function (GO): DNA-binding transcription factor activity, RNA polymerase II-specific; RNA polymerase II cis-regulatory region sequence-specific DNA binding
Source: RefSeq, a predicted model, not a curated record